GGGUCCUAUCAAUUAUAAUCACACAGUUUUAGACCAGCAACUAGAUUCAAUAAAUCACGCAAUAUCUCGAAUGAUCCAUCUUUAUCCACCACUUGUGUUAUGUUUUAUGUUGAAAUUUCAUAUGCUUAUCCAAAUAGCUAUAUAAUCGAUGUAAACUUAAACAUGUUGAGAAACGCCCAUAGGUUCGGAUCGUACUUGGAAAAGAAAACAUCAACUGUGUCAGCCACAUGUCAAUAUCACAUAUUCCCCUGGUCGCACCUUUGAUUAUUAAUAUUAUUAUUUUUCCUCUAACCAAUAGUAAUCUGAUAUAACUUUCUUCUCCUCCAACGUAUUUAUAUUCAACACCUUUCUCUCAAGAUCAUCUACUCAAAAUGGAUUCGAGAGACGCUGGAGAAACUCAUCAGGCCAAGUACAAAGGCAUCCGACGCCGGAAAUGGGGAAAAUGGGUAUCGGAGAUUAGGGUUCCAAGAACUCGUGAACGCCUCUGGUUAGGCUCUUUCUCCACCGCUGAAGGCGCCGCCGUAGCCCACGACGUUGCUUUUUUCUGCUUGCACCGACCAUCUUCCCUGGGCGAAGAAGUUUUUAACUUUCCUCAUUUGCUUCAACCUUCCCUCGCAUCUUACACGUCUCCUAAGUCCAUCCAAAAAGCUGCAUCAGACGCCGGCAUGGCCAUCGAUGCUGGAUUCGCCGUUAAGAAAGACGGUGUGAAUGGAGGCGGCGAAUAUAGAUUAUCCACGGCGAACAUGGCGGAAUACAGCGAAAGGGAAGCGUUGAGCAUCUCCGUGUACGAUUAUCUACUGGAUGACGAUCGCAUGUGAGCACCUUAUGUUAGCAAUUAAUAUUGGAUGUGAAUACAAUUUUUUUUACUUCUUUUAUUUCCCAACGUGAGUUUUCAUUUCGCAUGCUUCUUUUUUCAUGAUGUAGUUUUCAUCAAUAAAAAAAACAAAUUCUUUUAUACGUUACACGGUUAAUUCAUAAUUCCGUUACAAAUUUGUUUGUUUGGUUAUGUGUAAAUUUAAAUUAAGUUCCUCUAUAUUCAAUGAGUGAUCCAAGAUAUUAAAGCCAACAGACUACAUGGAGUCGAGAUAUUAGAAUAGUAAAGUAAAAUCUGUUAGAUUAUAUGAUAAAACUUAGGUUGUGCACCCAUAAUUAAUAACCCAGGUUGAUUCUUUCAUGUCAUUAAUUUGUUUGCUAAAAAUGAGGAAAGUUAAAAUGAGGAAAGCAUGAUUAUGAUUAUAUUUUCAUUUUAUUCAUAUUGAUAUUAUAAAUAUAUCAUAUUUUAUUUAGUAUAUAUAAAUAAUUUUGGUUCUAGGAUGUUUUCCUUGUUUUUCAUAUAACUAGGUUGUUUAAGCUAACACUAUUAUUCAGUUUUUAUUAAGUUCUUGAGAAAAUAUGAUCUAUCUGUAUACAAAUAUCUCCAAAAGGGUGUAUUUAAAUUGAUUUGUAUUAAAAUGACACACUAUUCAAACUUAACUUUUUUAAAAUAUCAGAAUCUAAUAUUUUAAUGAAUAUUUUAGUGACUUCAAUUUUUUUGAUAACGUUUAGUUAAAAAAAUACAAAUAUUUAAGUCCUAUAAUCUUAGAUAAAUUGCAUUAUAGUACCAUAACAGUUUUUCUAGUUCACCUUAAAUCAUUAAAAUUCAAAAAAUUCCAAUUUUCAUAAUUUGUUAAAGUGAAUUGAGUCAUUCUCGUAAUCAUUUUUACUAGCUAAUUCACAUUAUAUAUGUAUAUAUAUUAUAUCUUAUAUAUUAGAUAUAUUAUAUAUUAUAUAUUUGCAAUUUAUUACGUCACCUAUUCUAGAUAAAAAUAAUAAUAUUGUGAUCAGAUUUGAAACUAGUCCUACUUUUGACCACAUAAAAUUACAGCUCCAAAUAUUUGAAAAGUUUUAAACUAAGAUUCUGAAAUGUCUGGUAUGAAAUAUCUAAAUUGCAAGGUCUAAUAUUAAUAAUGAUGUCAUUAUAGUACUUGACAGGCCGAAAUCUAUAGAACACUUGUACACGCAAACCCAAAGUGUGAAACAAAUCACGACAAAAAAAUUGUUUGUCUUGUCGAAGCGAUAGUUCCUAGGAGUAUUGCUCUGUUGCUCAUGUAGUUGACACCA
Messenger RNA from Brassica napus (rape), 2100 nucleotides. Its product is annotated as ethylene-responsive transcription factor ERF020-like. Gene Ontology annotation, molecular function: DNA-binding transcription factor activity; DNA binding. Gene Ontology annotation, biological process: regulation of DNA-templated transcription. Bases 372 to 818 code for a protein of 148 amino acids. The transcript has a single exon. NCBI's taxonomy places the organism in Eukaryota, Viridiplantae, Streptophyta, Magnoliopsida, Brassicales, Brassicaceae. The record is from RefSeq and is a predicted model, not a curated record.